AAGAUUCCAGCAAAAAAACAAAGUGUCCGCAGACGCAGACUCGCAGAAGCGCUAUUUUCUUGUGCGUAAAAAAAACAACAACUAAAAAUUAAAAAUCACCUUCUCCAAAAAGUGCCAAAACCGUCCCGGAGAUGAAGAAGUCCGUCAGGUUCGCCGUGGUGUGCGUCGGAGUGUCUCUGCUCAUCUCCUGCCAGUCCGUCGAAGCCUGGUACAAGCAGGUGACCGGACCCAGCUACUACUCCGUGGGCCGCGCCUCCGGGCUGCUGUCCGGCAUCAGGAGGUCCCCGACCGUCCGGAGAGCCGAGUCCGAGGAGACGGCGAUGGACAGCGGGGAGGCGGCGGGAAACAACUUGAUCCAAGAGACUAGCAGGCAGAUCUCCGUCCUGAAGAACAUGGCCAUCUGCCUGAAGGACGUCUCUCCAAACCUGAAGAGCUGCGAGCUGCUGCAGGACGGGACAGGGACCUUCCAGUGCAAGGCAGAUGUCUUCCUCACCCUGGACUCCUUGGACUGCCUGUCCGCAUGAGACCCCGCGAAUCCUCCUCAUCAUCAUCCGCCCCAAAAAAAAAAAAAAAAAAAAGAAAGAAAAUAGAGGUAGAAAGAAGGAGAAAAACCAGAGAUUUUAUCUGGGAAAGCAAAAAAAAAAAAAAAAAAAAAUCAAAACAGAGAUGAGGGAUGGAUGGAGAUUUUUGCUUUGAAUGUUUUCUCUUAUUUAAAGAAAAAUGCUUAAAAAAAAAACAUUGUUCAGUUUUGCUUUUAGUUGAAAAGAAAAAAAAAAUCUAAACAGGAGGAAAAAAACACAAUGCCUGACAGUUUAGAUGAAGCCAUUUUCAUUCCAACCCCUUUGCAUAAUAAGGAAAUGUUCAAAAAACAUCCAGAGGUUUAUCUGCAGUUUUCCAGAAUUCCUGUAAAUUACUUUUAUUUAUUUAUCUAUUAAAAUGAACAAACAACAUUAA
Poeciliopsis prolifica (blackstripe livebearer) is the source of this 954-nucleotide messenger RNA. RefSeq names its product neuropeptide B (gene npb). The coding region runs from base 132 to 524 and encodes 130 amino acids. The transcript has 2 exons. NCBI's taxonomy places the organism in Eukaryota, Metazoa, Chordata, Actinopteri, Cyprinodontiformes, Poeciliidae. Gene Ontology annotation, biological process: G protein-coupled receptor signaling pathway; feeding behavior. The record is from RefSeq and is a predicted model, not a curated record. Gene Ontology annotation, molecular function: G protein-coupled receptor binding.